Messenger RNA from Seriola dumerili (greater amberjack), 1544 nucleotides. RefSeq names its product eukaryotic translation initiation factor 4E-binding protein 2-like. The record is from RefSeq and is a predicted model, not a curated record. Gene Ontology annotation, molecular function: eukaryotic initiation factor 4E binding. Lineage: Eukaryota; Metazoa; Chordata; Actinopteri; Carangiformes; Carangidae. Gene Ontology annotation, cellular component: cytoplasm. Gene Ontology annotation, biological process: negative regulation of translational initiation. The transcript has 3 exons. The coding region runs from base 122 to 481 and encodes 119 amino acids.
UUGUUUUGGAUUUUCAGACCACGUGGAGGCACAAGGCAACUUUCCUCCGGUCUAGCUGUGGCUUCGUAGUGUUCUCCACACUUUCAGUGACCCAACAAGCAACGACCCCGUGUUGUGAGAGAUGUCAGCGGGUAGUCAGACCACCAGGAGCCGGGAAAUCCCAGCCGUCAGACGGGUCGCUGUCCACGAUGCUGCUCAUAUGCCCCAGGACUACUCCACGACCCCCGGGGGAACUCUGUUCAGCACCACGCCAGGAGGUACCCGCAUCAUCUACGACAGGAAGUUCCUCCUGCAGUGUCGGACGUCUCCUCUGGCUCGUACGCCUCCCAACCUACCGGACAUCCCAGGAGUCACCAGGCCGCUCAAACCCAGCAACUCCGCUGUCACAAACCAGCCCGAACAGACGCCUAACAAUAACACUGACCACAGCCUCUGUACAGGGAGCCCAGGAGAAGAUGCCCAGUUUGAAAUGGACAUCUGAAGAGAGUCGCCUACAAGGAUAAAAAUAAUGUUCAUUGUUUUUGUUUACUGGGAUAAGUCCAAUUGAAACGAGAAGCCUAGUCUUACUAAGCUGUGUAAUCUUCUUUCAGAUUUGUUUUGAAAACAAGGCGGUAUUUUUUGUGAACGUGUUAAAAUGUAAAAUACACAACAACACUAACUGAUGCACCUGACUUUGUAUGACCGGUGUCAUAUACAAGUAAGUGUACGUUUUGUUAAAAUUAAGCCAUUCAUAUUUUAUGUGAUUUGACUCAUUUCAUGAGUUUAAAAACGUCUUUAAAACUUUCAAUGUUAAAAAAUUAAAAAAAAAAAAAAAAAUGACAUUAUGAGCUUUACUUUGUAAUGUAACAAAUGUAACAGUUAAUGACCUCUGCAAAGGAGGUUAUGUUUUCACCCGCGUCUAUCCGAUGGUUUGUUUGUUUGUUGACAAAUUAUGUAUCAAGUAUUGAACCGAUUUGCACCAAACUUAGUGGAGGGAUGGGUCAUGGGCCAGAGAAGGACUCAUUAAAGUUUGGUGCCACUCCGGUUAAAGGAGCGAAUUCAGGAAUUUUACUCUCACUUUUGUCAACAUUACUGGAUAGGACAUUUUUCAACAUUUUUGUCAAUUUCUCAGGAAAUGAUACAGUUAGAUGUGCCAUUAUUUGGUGCUGACAUGUAGACUUGAGGGGAACUGUAGACAGUUCCUAUAUAAAAAAAAAAAAAAAGUUCAGGGAAGCAGCUGUGCAUUGCUCUUUAACAGACAUGGGUUAACCAGAGAUACAUUAGUCCAGAUCACGUUCAUCCUUCAAAUCUUUUCGCUUGUAAAACUGUAAAACAUUGUUUCAAAACACUUCAGGCACACAUAUAUACAAUAUUUCAAGAAUAGUCAGGUGUUUGUGUUUUCAGGUUUAGCAACUUAACUCUUGUAUAAACCCUGUAAUAAAAACCACUGAACACUUUGUUCAAGAUAAGAAAUAAUUUAUUGUAUUACUGCACAUAGUACAUACACAAAUGGAUCAAUGUGACCCGAACAUCUUAAUAAAGUUAAAGCGCUUACACUAUUCUGA